CUCAAAUCAAAAGCAAGUUGCUGCUGAGGAAUAGCAGGAGCAGCAACAGCUGCACUGCGGGAAGCAAGAUGACGAGCACCAGCUGGAGAGUCAAAAGCAAAUUGCUGCCUUUGAAUGAGAGACCCAAGUUCAAUAUUUGUCCAAGUUUCACCCUGCUAACACGUAAGCUCCUGUUUCAUGACCGUGUUCUGUCUAGAAAGAUACAAAAAGACAUACGUAGAUAAUUGGAACAGUGGAUGAAAACUGAACUUAAAAUUUGUAUAUCUAACAUUAAAAAAAUGGCUUCUCUUUCUUUUUAUACACCUUCCUCAACAAGUAAAAGAUCCAUGCCAAAAUGCAAGAUCAGCAACAGGAGUAUGCCCAAAUGGCAACUCGUCCAUCAAUUCUGCUCAGCCGGCUGGGGGAUGCAAACAAACAAACUAUGUGCAGAAUAUGGUUUUUUGCGCGUAUACUAUGUGCAAACAAACAAACUAUUCAGCCAUGAUGCCACGCCCAGCUGAGACACAGAUGCAAGGAGGCCAAAAUCCAUACAGGCUACCAAACGCAUCCGAAACGCUGGUGUUGGGAGAAGAGGUGUUGUGUUGCAAGUGGAAUAUGGUAUUGAGCAACUGGAAUGUCAUGGUCGGAAAUCCUCAUCAUGGGGACAGCUGCAUACUCCAAAUGUAACAGAACCGUCUAUGGUCGCCAAAUGGCAACUCGCUCAUUUAUUUAAAUACUAAUGCUUACCAUCUGCAAUUGAUUACAGGAUGAGAAAAAUGGCCUUUUCCCCAUAAAGGGCCUUUCAUUAACUCAAAUUGUCAUGACGCGAAAACAACUAGAGUGACGAUUUGAAGACCUUGCCCUCUGAAGCAAAUUUCAAUCUAAAUAAGAUGCACAACCUUAAUUAGCAAUCCCUGAUGCUACUCUAAGUAGUACUUGCAGGCGAUUACAACAGAAUUAGGGAGAUCUAAGGUAGUAGUAGUUCUUUCUACCUUGAGUCAGACGUCUGCUUCUGCUAUACUUCUAGAUUAUUAUAUAUACUUCGGCCGGCAGAUAACCACGACAAUGACUGACUUGGGCCGGCAGAGCCGAACAGUGGACCUUUCUCCUUUGCAAGGGACGCAAUCGUCUUUCAGGUUCAACCUUUCCCCUCUGCAAGCUCGUCCCCCUCCUUGUUCCCGGCUUCUCAUAGCCAUAGACCAAGAAUUGAUUCAUCUUCUUACAACCUCCAACAGCAACCAUGGGUCCUGCCAAUCUCCUCUUCAUCAUAGUAGCAGUUUCAGCACAAUUGCUCUCCGAGGCGUGGUUGAACUUCACCGAGUAUCCCACAGCCAACCUCUCAACAUCGUGGACCAACAACGAAAGCUCCUUCACCGGGCCACACGUUCUUCAAACCCUCUUCUAUGAUGGUUCGGCCGUCCGAUCCCUCGUCCUCAGCUCGCCACAACCCAUCUUGGGACCUUACUUUGGUGCAGGUUUCUUCUGCGCCUCCCCCUGCAAUGUGUUCCUCUUUGCCAUCUACAUUUUUCACAUCCGCAGUGACACGAAGCCGCACAUGGUAUGGUCUGCUAACCGGGCUCGUCCUGUCAGGGAGGGUGCCACCAUUGAGCUUACCAUCGAUGGGAACUUAGUGCUCCGAGAUGCUGACGGUAGCCUCGUAUGGUCCAGCGGCAGCUCGGAGCGGUCCGUAGCAGGCAUGGUGAUCACCGAGGAUUGCAAUCUGGUGCUAUUUGAUCGCAGAAAUGGAACUGUAUGGCAGUCUUUUGAUCAUCCUAGUGAUGUGUUGCUCCCUGGGCAGUCACUACUGGAAGGUACGAGGCUUGUAGCAAACACUGCCGCCACAAAUUGGACAGAGAAUCAGGUGUACAUGACAGUUCUCCCCAGAGGAACAAAUGGUUACACAGGAUUAUACGGUUAUGUUGGAUCCACACCAUCACAACUCUACUACGCCUUCUCGGCAUGGGUGAGCGAGAAUGACACAGGAAAUGGUCCAACAAAGGUUACCUUUCUCAAUAGCAGCCUCAGCCUCCUUGUGCAGACAAGGCAACCAAGCAACCCGAGGAUGCAUAAUAUCUCACUGCCAGCAGCUAAAUCCACUCAGUACGUGAGGCUAGAGUCUGAUGGGCACCUUAGGCUCUAUGAAUGGUCUGAGGACCUACUGAAAUGCAUUUUGCGGUCCGAUGUAACCAUGCUGAGAGAAUUGAAUGAUGAUUGUGAAUUCCCAACGGUGUGUGGAGAGUACGGCAUAUGCACAGCUGGCCAGUGCACAUGUCCAUUUCAGGACAACUCAAGUUCAAUAAACUACUUCAAGCCGGUGCACUUACGCAAGGCAAAUCUUGGUUGUGCACCACUGAAUUCAAUCUCUUGUCAAGAAAUGCAACACCAUAAGCUCUUGACCCUUACCGAUGUUUCUUACUUUGAUACACACCAUACAAUUGAGAAUGCAACGAAUGUAGACAGUUGUAAGCAGGCUUGCUUGAAGAACUGCUCCUGCAGGGCCGUCAUCUUCAGAUAUCACCUCAAUGAUUCUGAGAGCGAGUGCCUGUGGGUGACCAAGGUCUUCUCCUUGAAAUCAAUACAACCUGAAACGGCUUAUUUCAAUUCGUCUGCUUACCUCAAAGUGCAAUCUAGCCCCUCUUCUGCUGCUUCUCAUCCUGUUGCAAACAAAAGGAAGGUUAUUCUAGGCAUCUCCCUUGCACUUGUUACUGCUAUCAUAUUCAUUGCCGUUGUUAUUACUGUUUGUCUGCUAAGGAGGAGAAAGUAUGAAGACAAUGAUGAAGAUCUCCAGUUUGAUCAAUUACCAGGGAUGCCAACAAGGUUUCCAUUUGACAAGCUGAGAGAAUGCACUGAAGGGUUCAGUAAAAAGCUUGGAGAAGGUGGAUUUGGGUCGGUUUUUGCAGGGAAAUUAGGCGAAGAAAGAGUUGCAGUCAAACGUCUGGAAGGUGCUAGACAAGGAAAGAAAGAGUUUUUGGCAGAGGUUGAAACCAUUGGAAGCAUCGAGCACAUCAAUCUUGUCAGGCUGAUUGGCUUUUGUACAGAGAAAUUCCAAAGGCUUCUUGUGUACGAAUAUAUGUCGGGAGGGUCACUUGAUAGAUGGAUCUAUUACCGCCACGACAAUGCCCCACUCGAUUGGCUCACGAGGUGUGGAAUCAUUCUGGAUAUUGCCAAAGGCCUGUGCUAUCUUCAUGAGGAGUGCAGGCGAAAGAUAGCUCAUUUGGACAUCAAACCACAAAAUAUUCUCUUAGAUGAGAACUUUAAUGCCAAAGUGGCUGAUUUCGGACUGUCUAAGCUAAUAGACAGGGAUCAAAGCAAGGUAAUGACGAUGAUGAGAGGCACGCCUGGGUAUAUGGCACCUGAAUGGUUAACCUCACAAAUCACUGAAAAGGUUGAUGUCUACAGCUUUGGAGUAGUUGUCAUGGAGCUAAUAAGUGGGAGAAAAAAUAUUGAUAAUUCUCUGCCUGAGGAGAGUUCUCACCUCAUCAACUUGUUCCGAGGAAAGGCUCGAGAUAAUCAAUUGAGUGAUCUGAUUGACGAACAUAGUGAAGACAUGCUCUCACACCAGGAGCAGGUGAUUCAAAUGAUGAAGCUUGCAAUGUGGUGCCUGCUAAAUGAUGGCGGUCAAAGGCCUAACAUGUCAACGGUGAUAAAGGUAUUAGAGGGUGGGAUGAGCAUAGAAACCACUAUUCUUCACAGAUUUCUCAAUACAAAUACAGUCUUGCCCCUGGAAGAUAAUCCAACCAUGUAUUCAGUUCAACCUCAAGCAUCAAUUUUAUCUGGAGCAAGGUGA
Messenger RNA from Aegilops tauschii subsp. strangulata, 3766 nucleotides. RefSeq names its product G-type lectin S-receptor-like serine/threonine-protein kinase SD2-5. The record is from RefSeq and is a predicted model, not a curated record. NCBI's taxonomy places the organism in Eukaryota, Viridiplantae, Streptophyta, Magnoliopsida, Poales, Poaceae. Gene Ontology annotation, molecular function: protein serine/threonine kinase activity; ATP binding. Gene Ontology annotation, biological process: protein phosphorylation.